Messenger RNA from Guillardia theta CCMP2712, 969 nucleotides. RefSeq lists its product as hypothetical. NCBI's taxonomy places the organism in Eukaryota, Cryptophyceae, Pyrenomonadales, Geminigeraceae. The transcript is spliced from 13 exons. Gene Ontology annotation, molecular function: protein binding. The coding region runs from base 16 to 969 and encodes 317 amino acids. The record is from RefSeq and is a predicted model, not a curated record.
AAGGGCACGUGAAGCAUGGCGGAGCCGGCAGAAGAAAGUCCCGACGACUUGAUCAUGAGCGAUCAUGUUAUGAGACUCGCGUUUCACCCUGAAAACGAGAUCAUCGCUGCAUCUUCGGUGUCGGGUGAAGUUUGUAUCUGUCAAUACUCACUUCAAGGAAACCAUCAGCUUGCCCUUCUUGACCAUCACAAGCUAUCAACGCGUGCACUGCAGUUUUCUCUUGACGGGAAGUCCUUGUUCAUGGGAUCCAAGGAUACUUCAGUCUCAUGUUAUGACAUGAACGCGGGAAAAGUGUCGGGGGUAAUGAACAACGCUCAUGAGGCUCCCGUGAACGCGAUGCUGGUCAUGGACGAUAAGUUUCUUGCAACUGGCGACGACGAAGGCGUCAUAAAGCUUUGGGACCUGAGACAGCAGCGAUGCUGCCACGAGCUGCGGGAGCACGAGGAUUAUAUCUCGGAGAUAACGAUGGCGAGCGAUGGAAAGACGAUGCUCUGCACGGGUGGUGAUGGAUACUUGAGCGUAUGGAACCGGAAGAGCGGGAAACUGAUCGCAAUGUCGGAUCAGAUGGAGGAUGAGUUCUUGUCGAUCUCGAUUGUGAAAAGGGGGAAAAAGGUUGUCUGCGGAACUCAGAGCGGCAUCCUUGCGAUCUUCUCCUGGGGCGACUGGGGCGACUUCAACGAUCGUUUUGUGGGACACCCGCAGAGUGUGGAGAGCAUGGUCAAGGUUGACGAGGACACACUCAUCACGUGCUCUGAAGACGGAAUCAUCCGGGUGAUAUCUGUGAUGCCCAACAAACUUCUGGGCGUCAUUGGAGAACACGAUGGAUGUCCGGUAGAACACAUUCAGAUGUCACAUGACAACAAGUUCCUUGCUUCUUCGUCACAUGACAACACGGUAAGAUUCUGGAACAUUUCCUACCUAUUCGAAGAAGAUGUUAGAGAGCAAGUCAAGUCGACUUCUAUUUUUUGA